Monomorium pharaonis (pharaoh ant) is the source of this 2711-nucleotide messenger RNA. Its product is annotated as ATPase family AAA domain-containing protein 1. The record is from RefSeq and is a predicted model, not a curated record. NCBI's taxonomy places the organism in Eukaryota, Metazoa, Arthropoda, Insecta, Hymenoptera, Formicidae. The transcript is spliced from 6 exons. Gene Ontology annotation, cellular component: mitochondrial outer membrane. Gene Ontology annotation, molecular function: ATP binding; ATP hydrolysis activity. Bases 1 to 1137 code for a protein of 378 amino acids.
AUGAACAUGGCAGCAAGCGCUGGUCUCACACGGCAGGAGGUGGUGAUGCUGAUAGCAAGACUAACAUGUGUUGCAGCGAUUGGUUUUUUCAGCAUGAGAUGGCUUAUCAGUCAACUUGAUCCUACCAGAAGUACCAAGCAAAGGGCUAAAAAGAAGGCUCGGGAGCAGUUACGUAAAUUGGCAGAGAGCGACAGAUAUGCACGAUCUUUUGAUAUGGACCAGUUGACAGAUUACGAAAUGAUAAUAGCCAAUCAUUUAGUAGAUCCAAACGAUAUCAAGGUAUCAUGGAGCAGCAUUGCAGGUCUGGACAGUGUUAUCCAGGAACUCAAGGAGACAGUCAUUCUGCCUAUACAGAGGAAGGAGUUAUUUGAAGAUUCACAGCUGACUCAAGCACCUAAGGGAGUAUUGCUAUAUGGUCCGCCAGGUUGUGGCAAGACCAUGAUCGCUAAGGCUACUGCCCGGGAGGCAAAGACGCGUUUCAUAAAUCUAGACGUGAGCAUCUUAACUGACAAGUGGUAUGGAGAAAGUCAGAAGCUGGCUGCUGCUGUUUUCUCGUUGGCAGUAAAACUGCAGCCCUGCAUUAUUUUCAUUGAUGAGAUUGAUUCGUUUUUGAGGUCGCGCAAUUCACAGGAUCAUGAGGCUACGGCAAUGAUGAAGGCACAAUUUAUGUCACUGUGGGAUGGUUUGAUAACCGAUCCCGAUUGUACUGUGAUUAUAAUGGGAGCCACUAACAGGCCACAGGAUUUAGAUAAGGCAAUUCUGCGUCGCAUGCCAGCCACUUUCCAUAUUGGAUUACCGAAUGAGCAACAGCGAUUAAAAGUUUUGCAACUAAUACUGAAAAACGAACCAACCGCAGACAACGUAGAAAUCGCAACAUUGGCGAAGCACACGGAAGGCUUUUCUGGAUCUGAUUUACAAGAACUCUGUCGGAACGCGUCUAUAUAUCGUAUUAGAGAUUACUUAUAUUCGCACGACGGUCUCAAAUACGAGAACAACACAGAUGACGAAUAUGACGAAGAAUUUCACGAUACCGUGCGCCCUAUCACGAUGGAGGAUUUACUCAAAUCAUUUAGGAAAAUGAGAACAUCAAAACUACACACGGGAACACUCAGCACGAGACAACUGGAUCUAGAUUAAGAAUAGAAAUUUAUCCUGUGUUAAUCACUGUGUGAUUCUCUUGACAGUUCUUCAUGUGUUAGAUGUUACGACAACGAUGACAGUGUUAUUCUGUUUCACCAUGAAACUAUGAUCUUCAAUACUGUUGGAAGUGGUUUCUUUGUCGUGAACGUUAAAAAUUUUUAUGAAAGCAUUACAUUGUUGAAAUAACGCAAAUAGAAUCAUUGUGAGCGAAGUGUUUAUAAUUCCAUAGUAAAAUACAUAGGAAAAAAAUUUAUAAUAAAGUGAAAUAGAGUUUCUCUCUGGAUAGGUUGUAUCAAGUUAUUAGAGUAACAACGAAUGACAAGGACGUCAUUCAAUUCUAUUAUAUCAAAAUUAUUACUUGAACUCAUUCAAUUGUUUUUACAAAAAAUAUAAUAUUUUGCAAGUUUAUUUGGCGAAUAAUAAUUUAGUUUUUUUUUCAAAAUUAACAAAUAAACUUUGAAAUAAAUUUUGUUUUUAUAAUAACAAAAAUAUGAAGCAACAGAGCUAGUAGACAUACAUGUCCCAAAUUUGUGUAUCUGAUUAUAUGUAUAACAAAUUAAGUGAAAAAGUGAAAAAGGACAAUUUUUGAUUGUUAAUUGUCAAUAACGGUGCAAAAGUGAUAUUAAUUUAGAAAUGUUUUAAUAAAUUCCAAACUGUACCUUAAUUGCUAUACAAAAUUUUCACAUACAAUACAUUUUUACAUACAUUCUAUAUUACGCCCUUUAAAUGGCACAUACAAAUAUGCAUUUCUAUAUAUUUUAUUAUGUAAUUAAUUCAAUUUUGAGUCCUAUUAUCAAGCAUUUCUUUAUGUAAGUGAAACUGUAAAAUGUAAAAAAGCACCAUAAUUUUACGAAUUACGCAUAUUAAAUUAUAUUAAAUUAUUACUUAUGUUUAUAACAUUUAGUUACUUGAAUCUAGGUUGAUUUUUCAUAGAAUAUUAAGAAAAAAUUUAGAAAUUUUUACGAUUUGUAUCUGUAUGUUGCGUGUGCGCGUGUGUGUAUACACAUACAGAUACAAAUUUAUACUGACAAAAGUUAUACUGACAAGAACAAAAAUUCCAAUAGUAUUAUAAUUUUAUGAUAGAUUUUAUGAUUUUAUGUUUCAGUAUGUGUAUACACACACACACACACACACACCAAAUCUCAAAUUGAAAUUAAUAGUAAUCUUUAACAAACGAUUAUAAAAGCUAAAUUCUAAUAUACAAUAUUUGGCAAUACUUAUGUGCUAUUUAAUUUCACACUUGUAAAUAUAUGUAAAGAAAAAAAAUAUAUAUAUAAUAGAUUGCACAAUGUAAUAUAUGUAGAUGUUGAUAAGAUAUGAAAAUUUCAGAUUUAACUCGAUCGAUAUCUAAUGCUAAUAUAUUGCUUUCUUCUCUUCAGAAUAGAGUUGUUUUAUUUCAGAGAGAUUAUAAAAAAUAUGUAAGAAAGAAACACUGAAAAGAAAUAAUAUAUAAAUUCAAGGAACAUUCACACUUUUGCAACAAUCUGAAACCAUCUACAACUAAAUCAGAUUGCGCACAAAAAUGUAACGCAUGUAUGUUAUACUAAGAAAUAAAUUUGAUUUAAAGAAAA